This is a messenger RNA of Tripterygium wilfordii, 2538 nucleotides long. RefSeq names its product probable serine/threonine-protein kinase abkC. The transcript has 6 exons. The record is from RefSeq and is a predicted model, not a curated record. The coding region runs from base 257 to 2149 and encodes 630 amino acids. Lineage: Eukaryota; Viridiplantae; Streptophyta; Magnoliopsida; Celastrales; Celastraceae.
AGGGAUCAGCGACCGAACACAGAAUUAUACAGAGGAGAGGACACCUGUAAAUACAGAGGAACAAUCACCAAUCACGCGCUCAGUAUUCUCUAUUGAGAUGCGCCACCAAACACCGCUCGUCACGGUGCCGAUGGCUGAGAUAUCAGAUGCCGGUUGCCAACGGCGUCGUUUGAGAAACAUUUAAUAAGAUGCUUGCAAUUAUCGAGUGCCGCCUCUGUAUUUUCGAGCUGCACGAUCAUAAACCGACGCCAUCACUAUGUCGAGAUUUUUGUUCCCUCAUAAUAGUAGGAGGGUUGCACAUUAUUUUCUGCGGAAUAAGAGGCCUAGAUAUGUUGAAGCUAAUAAUAAUGGAAAAUAUUCUACUGUUGGGAUCCCGUACAACUUGUGCAGAUUAUAUCAAAGGUAUAGAAUCACUUGUGGAGGACAGUCUCCAUUUCUAUUAUACAAAGUGAAUGGGAGUUUACAGAGAAAUGGUGGUUAUAGAAGUUUCUCUGCACUUUCAAUGAGUAAUUCCCUUCAACAGCAAGCCCAUGUUGCUUGGAAGAGGCUUUCUCAAUUAUGUUCCUAUGGGGGUCAGACUUUUCCACCAAUUGGUAGGAUUGCUUGUGCAGUGAGUCUGGCUUUAACGAGAUCGAAUCUAGUAGCUCCUGGUGUUCUUGCAUUCAUAAUAGGGGAGUUUGCUCGGACUGGACAAACGUGGGCAGAAGCAGAAUAUUUGCCCAGUAGGGAUUCUCUUUACAUGCAAGCACAAGAUGGGCAGACUUGUCUGACAACUUUUUUGUUCUCGCUUAUUGAUGGUAUACUUAUUCUUCUACGAGCUAUAUAUUUAGCAAUGUUGUUUACACCAUGCAUAGCUAUGGCUCCAUUUGCAGAACCUAUAGGGGGUCAGUUUAGGAGAACUUGGCUUCAUAUUGUCCAUCAUACACUGGAAAAGGCAGGCCCCGCAUUCAUUAAAUGGGGUCAGUGGGCUGCAACAAGACCAGAUCUUUUCGCCAGAGAUCUGUGUCGUGAACUCGCAAAACUGCAUACUAGUGCACCAGCACAUGAUUUUUCCUUUACCAGAAAAUCUGUUGAGAAGGCAUUUGGUCGCAAGCUGCAUGAGAUUUUCUCAGAAUUUGAAGAGGAACCUGUGGCAUCUGGAAGUGUAGCUCAAGUUCAUCGCGCUACUUUGAAGUACAGAUAUCCAGGUCAGCAGAUAAAGCCCAUUCUAGUUGCUGUUAAGGUUCGACAUUCUGGUGUGGGUGAAGCAAUCAGAAGGGACUUUAUUAUAAUCAAUUUUGUAGCAAAAGUAUCAAAUUUCAUCCCUACAUUGAAAUGGUUGAGAUUGGAUGAAAGCAUACAGCAAUUUGCUGUCUUCAUGAUGUCUCAAGUUGAUCUUGCAAGAGAAGCUGCCCACUUGAGUCGUUUUAUUUAUAAUUUCCGUAGUUGGAAGGAUGUCUCCUUCCCAAAACCUGUAUAUCCCCUGGUGCACCCAGCUGUCUUGGUGGAAACUUAUGAGCAUGGAAAAAAUGUUAUGCACUACGUUGAUGAGCUUGAAGGCCAUGAACGGAUUAAAAGUUCCCUUGCUCGCAUUGGGAGCCAUGCACUUUUGAAGAUGCUUUUGGUAGAUAAUUUCAUUCACGCAGACAUGCAUCCAGGGAAUAUUCUUGUCCGAGAAACUAAGAACAAACCACCACAUAAACCUCUCUUUGGAUCAAGGCCUCAUGUCGUAUUCCUUGAUGUAGGCAUGACUGCUGAACUUUCUAAGAGAGAUCGAGCCAAUUUACUGGAGUUCUUUAAGGCUGUUGCCGUGCGAGAUGGUCGCUCUGCGGCAGAGUGCACACUUAGGUUAUCCGAGCAUCAAAAUUGUCCGAAUCCAAAGGCUUUCAUUGAGGAAGUAGAAAGAUCUUUCAAUUUCUGGGACACUACAGAGGGUAAUCUUGUACGCCCCUCGGAAUGCAUCCAGCAAUUGCUUGAGCAGGUUAGACGUCACAAAGUCAAUAUUGAUGGCAAUGUUUGCACUGUGAUGGUGACUACUUUGGUUCUUGAGGGUUGGCAGCAGAGGCUUGAUCCAGGCUAUGAUGUUAUGCGCACAUUGAAGACGUUGCUCUUUAAAGUUGACUGGGCAGAAUCACUAAGUUACACCAUUGAAGGACUCAUGGCCCCAUAGAAGUAGUACUAGUCAGAAGUAAUUGGAACCCUAGAUUGCUACCUCUUGAUGAAGCAAAGGAACCGGGGUUGGCCACCAAGGGAACACAAGUGAGAAGACUGACCGGAAUAUCGAGGACGGUCGAAUUGAGGUGAGAAGUUUAAGCACAACUCCAACCUGCUUCUCCUGGAGUUGCAUUCUAGUAUAUUUCUGCCAAUGACUAAAUACAGAACAUCCCAUCCUCCGACUGUAUAGCCACCAGAGCAAUCCCGACCAUAAUUUUCUCUCAUGUAGAAGAACGGGAGGCUCUCCUGUCAUUUCAUCACCAAGUUCCAAACUCCAGAUUCCUUGAUCUCCCAAACAAUUAAUCUCCCCGGACAAUCAGCUUCUUCCACCAACAAUUAAUUUUC